GCUCAUGAUUUUCAAAUAACCGAAACUUCUAACCCGAUCACUCAACAGCAAAAAGACGCAAUUCGUGAUUGCGUUGCAAUGAACAGAAAAGACUCGUCGUGUUCGUGUUCGUCCGAGAUUGUGCGUACUUAUUACUGGCAGCGUCGCCAAGCAGCAUUUAACAGCUUGCUCGUCCUUUUUUGACAACGACUUGGAACUGCAUACAGAUACAACAGAGACAUUUUUUUAGUAUCCGAAGGCAGAGAGAGAAAGAGAGCACUAGUAGCACAAGCAGUAAAACAGCUUUUACGACAUCUCGCUCUGUGGAUUUAAAUACUUGUUUGCCUUUUUACCCUUUGCGCUUGCGCCUCGACAAAUAAGCAUGACGGUCGUCCCCGCUUCCAGCGCGGCUCCUACUCUGGCUGCCGUUGCAGCAGCUUCCGGGGCAAAGUGCCACAUACAGCUUGGUUAUUGGAAGAUCCGCGGUUUAGGAUCUAACCUAAAGUAUCAGCUGGCCUACUCCAAUGUACCCUAUAAAAUGAUCGAAUACGAACAGGGAGAUGAGUCUACAGGGUUCUCAAAGCAGUGCUGGUUCGAUGUGAAAUGGAAUAUGGGCAUGUCCUUUCCGAAUCUGCCGUAUUUGCAAGUCGUUUCGGAAGGAGGCGACGGUGCAUCGGAAAAAUUAAGGAGGGUGAACAAUGUGAGAGCAUCGUUAAAAGUCGACUUCCAUCCGAGCAGCUAUUGAUAUGAGGGUCAUAACAUGAGUCAACAUACAACACUGAGUAGCUUUCAAGACUAAUCUACUAUACUUCUUCUAAUCACAACCAGCACGUUCAAGAUUUCGGAGACACAGGCGAUUCACCAGUACCUCGCGGCUAAAUUUGCCCCUCACUUACUCGGACAGACUCCCGAGGAAGCUGCCGAACUCAACGAACUAUUUGGCGUAUUGGAAGCGGUGAAAAACACCUGCACUGGAGUCUGCUAUCGCGCAGGUGCGGCGAGGGAGACUAUAAUGGAGAAUUGUGAACCAGGUUUCAAAAGGAUGGAAGACUUCCUGAAGAGUGAAAGUGCUGGGAGUGGAGGAUCUAGUGCUAGAGACUUUCUCACAGGUCUAGAACCAAAGUGGAUUGAUUUCUACUUCCUAGAACUACUAGAAAGGUUCAACUGGUUACUCGAUGACCAGUUGGCGCAGAAAUACCCUGUCCUGGGUGCUUACCGUGCACGUGUGGCAUCUCUGAACGGUGUCGCUAAGCAAUUGGAAGCAGAAUUGGCAUUAACCUUCAAUAACAAGCACGCGCCGCUCAAUGGGAAGGCGUUUCCUUUGAAAUAAGAUAUGGCGUGAGCAUGUGAGAGUGAGGCACAACGAAGUAAGUAUUUGAAUGUGGCCGACCACGAAGUUGAUCAUGAUGAUCUUUACGCUUGACUUCUUUGAAAUAAGAUAUGGCGUGAGCAUGUGAGAGUGAGGCACAACUAAGUAAGUAUUUGAAUGUGGCCGACCACGAAGUUGAUCAUGAUGAUCUUUACGCUUGACUUUUUUAAAGACAAGAACAUGUUAAGAAAAAAGUAUCAUUAAUAAUCUUGCUGCGCCUAGUUGUUCUGCUCGGUGAUCGCUGAAACACACAGACAGUCAACAACAUAAACAUAAGCCCUACUUCACGGCCUGGGCUCUGGACACCGACACACGCACAGACAGCACACUAUCAGUGUCAACUGUCCCGUAACACUACAUGGUC
This is a messenger RNA of Amoebophrya sp. A25, 1712 nucleotides long. The record is from the annotation of a GenBank genome assembly. Lineage: Eukaryota; Dinophyceae; Syndiniales; Amoebophryaceae.